GGCCACAAGAAGAAGAAGGUCAAACAUUCCACGGCCACAAGAAGAAGAAGGUCAAACAUUCCACGCCCACAAGAAGAAGAAGGUCAAACAUUCCACGGCCACAAGAAGAAGAAGGUCAAACAUUCCACGGCCACAAGAAGAAGAAGGUCAAACAUUCCACGGCCACAAGAAGAAGAAGGUCAAACAUUCCACGGCCACAAGAAGAAGGAGGUCAAACAUUCCACGGCCACAAGAAGAAGAAGGUCAAACAUUCCACGGCCACAAGAAGAAGAAGGUCAAACAUUCCACGGCCACAAGAAGAAGAAGGUCAAACAUUCCACGGCCACAAGAAGAAGAAGGUCAAACAUUCCACGGCCACAAGAAGAAGAAGAUUUGUCACUAGCGGCCGCGGUGAUUAUCAACAAGAAGUGAUCAAGGGCAGCUGGUGUUACAAUGGCCACCAAGAGGAUUGCUGUGGUGACAGGAGGCAACAAAGGCAUUGGGUUUGCCAUUGUGAAGGAGCUGUGUGCCAAGUUUGAUGGCUUUGUCUACCUCACCGCCAGGGAUGAGGGCCGGGGCAAGGCAGCCGUUGAGCAGCUGGAGAAGCUUGGUUUCUCGCCAAAAUUCCAUCAGCUAGACAUUGAUGACAGCAAGAGCAUUGCCAACUUUGCAUCCUACAUUAAAAACACUUAUGGUGGAUUGGAUGCCCUUGUCAACAAUGCUGCCAUGGCUUACAAGAUGGCUGCCACAGAGCCAUUCGGUGAGCAAGCAGAGAACACAAUCAGAGUAAACUUCUUUGCCAACCUGGCAGUGUGCCAUGCUCUCUUCCCACUGCUGCGACCACAUGCCCGGGUGUGCCACGUGUCCAGCUCAGCUGGGCACUUGUCUGUGAUCAAUGGGGAUGAGCCUGCUGCCUCACAACUGAAGGCCAAGCUGGCUGCCGACACACUUACCGAGGAGGAGCUGUGUGACCUCAUGAACCAGUUUGUGGCGGCUGCCAAGGACGGCACCUCCCGCAAGCAGGGAUGGUCGGCCAGCACGUACUGUGUCAGCAAGGUGGGAAUAUCAGCACUGACCCGGAUCCAGCAGCGAGCCUUCAACACUGACCCAAGGGAGGACCUGGUAGUGAACUGCUGUCACCCGGGCUAUGUGGACACCGACAUGACCUCACACAAGGGACCCCUGACCAUUGAGGAGGGGGCAGCGUGCCCUUCCUACCUGGCCCUGCUGCCUCCCAACAUUUCUGAGCCAAAGGGUGCCUACCUGUGGCAUGACAAGAGAGUAGUGGACUGGACUGGCCCAAGCCCUGGAGCCUAUUAAAACUCACUCACCAGUCACAUUACUAUUCUUCCAUGUCUCACAGUUUCCUAGAAAUGCAACUGUAAUUCAUGAAGAACACAUUUUAUAGGGAUAUGUGGAGAUGACUUAAAGAGGUAUAAUGACUAGCCACUAACAUAGCCUGUUUAUAUAAUAAUAGUGAUAAUAAGAAUACAAAUGAUAUUAAUACUAAUGUAGAAAAUAAUAAUUCUUUAUCCAGUCAACUUGAAUUGUAGUCUAUGUAAAUUGAAAGUUUUGUUGAUCAAAAAAAAAAUCAGGAAUAUGCAUGAAUUCAAGAUGAAAGUAAAAAAAAAUGGAUCAUAGAAAUAACAUAUAAAUCAAGAAACUACUGUGAUUUAUGUCUAAAUACUCACUGAUACAAGAAUUAAGAUUAUUUUCACUAGCAAACUGUUGUAAUGUUCACUCAUAAGCUUUAUUGUUUGCCAUGCUCACCUCAGCCAGGACGACUCAUGCACUGAAGGACUUUGGUAUGUGUCGGACCAUUCUGAAGUUACCACAUAACCCCACUCUCACCUUGUUCUGUUGCUGACUUGGAAGUAAACACUGCAUCGUUA
Messenger RNA from Eriocheir sinensis (Chinese mitten crab), 1871 nucleotides. RefSeq names its product carbonyl reductase [NADPH] 3-like. The coding region runs from base 433 to 1299 and encodes 288 amino acids. The transcript is spliced from 7 exons. NCBI's taxonomy places the organism in Eukaryota, Metazoa, Arthropoda, Malacostraca, Decapoda, Varunidae. The record is from RefSeq and is a predicted model, not a curated record. Gene Ontology annotation, molecular function: carbonyl reductase (NADPH) activity.